Oncorhynchus mykiss (rainbow trout) is the source of this 1482-nucleotide messenger RNA. The record is from RefSeq and is a predicted model, not a curated record. Lineage: Eukaryota; Metazoa; Chordata; Actinopteri; Salmoniformes; Salmonidae.
AUGUCAGAGUAUAACUGCCAGAUGAAAGACGGUGGCGCAUGCGCAGUGUUCAGGAAGGCAGAAUCAGUGGAUGCUGUAGACCCGCGCCGCUCUUUGCCCUCCAUCCCUCCGCAGCCAGCCUGUCAGACCACAGAAACCGACAAAGAGGAGCCUACUGUAGGAGGGCUGAGUCAAGAUGGGGAGAGACAUCUGGCACUUGAGAGCCAAAGCCACGAAAGGAAUUCUGGUGUAGAAUUUGAACCAGAGGAGAGCCCAGGCAGCAGCAGCAACAGUAGCAGUAGUAGCAGCGACAGCAGUAGUGGGGCGGUAGAUGCCCUACCCCCAGCCCCAGUUCCUCCCCAGGCCCCUGCAGGAGAGAAGAGAGAGGAUAGCUCCUGCUCUGACUCAGGCAGCUCUGUAGAGUCCAGCGAGGAGGAACCUGCCAUGUUCUCUAACUUUUUAAGUGGUGCGAAUCCCCUCAGCUCCGUCUCUUCUGCUGUCAGAGGAAGUCUGUUUGGGGAUAAUACGGAGGGGGACAAACAGAAAGCAGGCACUCAGCAGCCUGGGUCAGGCCCUGGCCCUCGGAAUGCCCCGCAGCAGGGACAUAGGAAACAGGACCAGGCACCUCCUAAACAGGCAGGACCCCAGCUCCAGGGGAAUGGCCAGGCUGGUCAAGCAGACAAACCUAGCGGGCAGCAAGCCUCCACUAAGGGUGGACCAAAACAGCAAGCCCCUGCUAAGGGUGAACCACAACAGGAAGCCCCUGAUAAGGGUGGACCUCAACAGCAAGGAUCUCAUAAAGGUGAGCCUCAACAGGAAGGACCUGGUAAAGGAAGACUACAACAAGCCCCCCAGCAGCAAGGACCUCCUAAAGCUGGACCACAACAAGAUUCCCCUGUGGUAGGGGCUCAACAGCAAGCCCCUGCUAAGGGUGGACCACAACAACAAUGGUCACCUAAGGUUGGGGCUCAACAAGAAGCUCCUAAGUGUGGACCACAACAGCAAGGUUUGCCUAUGUUUGGAGCUCAACAGCAAGCCCCUGCUAAAAGUGGACCCCAACAGCAAGGUUCACAUAAAGUUGGGGCUCAACAUCAAGCUCUUACUAAAGUUGGACCCCAACAACAAGGUUCACCUAAGGUUGGAGCUCAACAGCAAGCCCCUUCUAAGGGUAGACCACAACAGCAAGGGUCCCCUAAGGUUGGAGUUCAGCCACAAGGGUUCACUAAGAAAGGGACUCAGCAGCAGGGCUCCCCCAGGACUACACCACAGCAGCAGGCUUCUGGUAAACCUGGGACUCAGUCUAAUGCUGGACCUAUGGCUGGAGCUAAACCCCUGUGUCCAGUGUGCAACACUACUGGACUCAACCUGAACACCAAGGAGCCACCCAACCAUAACACCUGCACACAGUGUAAGACUGUCGUCUGCAGCUUGUGUGGCUUCAGUCCUCCUGACUCGGGUGUAAGUAGAGAUUCAUUCCAGUAUAUAUUUAACGUUAGAAACUGA